AUGAAUAAUGAGUACGGCGAUGACGACGGCUCUGAUAAAUUAAAUGCGCGCAAAGGGAAGUCUGUGGAUCUGAUCGAGGUGGACGGUAAGCAGGUUAGCAAGACGUCCACGGGGAAACGGAAGUUUCACAAAAAAUCUAAGAAUGGCUGUGACAACUGCAAACGACGUCGAGUGAAAUGCGAUGAGGGCAAGCCUGCCUGUCAGAAGUGCCUGUCGAUGAACUUGGAGUGCGUAUAUACCCCAGUCGUGGCGCGUAAGCGUAAGAACAAUGGAGCCACGAACUAUCGAUCAAUCAAGAACGAGGAAGAGUCGGAAGAUGUCGAAAAUUCUAUCGAAUCAGAGGCUACAGACAAUUUAGGGCCCUUCCCUGGGCUGAAGAAAAACGAAGGCUAUGGCAACAGCGCCAUGGCCGAAGCUCAAAAAUCUGCACAAUUGCUCACACCGGUUGCUGGACAACCUGGUUCACCAGAAAGUCUGCUUCUACCGCCUUUAUUCCCUGGAGCCAACAUGCAACUUCAGCAACAAAUACAGCAGCAACCUCAACUGCUACCACAGCUAAUGACAUUGAGCAACUCAGAAAAGUGCGCCGGAUUUGAUUUUCCAAACAGUCCUCCGUUUCAGUCAACUUCCAUGAACUUGACAAACAGCAUAGGAAGUUUCUUUGCUGCCAAUAAGCUCCCCUCUAACCUACUCCAUAAUGUUAUAAACCAGCAACAGUUACAGCAACAACGUUUCUCUUCGCCUGAAAAACAGCAACCCCAAAACUUACAAGCAUCACCUUUGAGCUCGAUACUACAAUCGCAGGAAAUGGUACAAACUUUGAGUAAAGCAGGUCUCAGUUUUAAACAAAUGGCAAUGUUUUCUACAGCCGGCAUUGGUGGCGUUACAUAUGAUAUCCAAGAGAUGCUGGGCAUGAAGGCUAACGCGACCGGGGAAAAUGGAGAGAAAAACUCAAGUACAACAGCUGAGGAAAUUUUGGCUACAAUUCAACGCCAGCAUCAAAAUACGCAAUCAAAUUCAAAUCCUAAAGUAGCAGAUGAUCAAGAGGACGGCAGGCGUUCCAGAAAUACCACUAAUCUGGAUCCUGGCGAUCCUUCCAACUUCGUCAACAACCCAACAAUAUCUCCUGCAGCCCCCAUGUCACCUAUGGGCAAAGCCACCGGAUCUCCUUCAGCAUCGAAUCGAGACCAGCUUUUCAAUCACAAGCUUUCUUCGGAUCAGGAUGCGAGCUUAUCCGGCAAAACCAUGAACAAAUCUGUGACACAGGAGUCUGAUUCCACAGAUGAUACUCAUACUGGAACUAUCGGAAGGUUAGUUCAGCUGUCUAGCCAGGGAACUUUGAAUUUAGUAGACUUGAAAUUAUUCCAUCAUUACUGCACCGAAACAUGGCCGACUAUCACGUCCGCUGGCAUCAGCGGUAGGCGCAUUUGGAGCGAUGAAAUUCCGAAGCUGGCUUUUGAUUAUCCGUUCUUAAUGCAUGCGUUGCUGGCAUUCAGUGCUACGCAUUUGUCGCGCACGGAACCCGGCCUGGAGCAGCACGUUGCGGCACACAGACUCGAUGCAUUGAAGCUUCUUCGCAAAGCUGUGCUUGAGAUUUCGGAGGACAACACUGACGCCUUGGUAGCAAGUGCGCUCAUCCUCAUUAUGGACUCCUUGGCUAAUGCCUCUACGGCAAACACAUCUGCAUCAGACUCAUUGACAGCUUCCAUGUCUCCUUCUGCAUGGAUUUUCCAUGUCAAAGGAGCGGCCACUAUUCUGACUGCCGUCUGGCCCUUGACUGAAAAGUCCCGUUUCCAUAACCUGAUCUCUGUCGAUUUAAGUGAUUUAGGAGACAUCAUAAACCAGGAUAGUGGCACAGUUUCAGAGCUUGUUUGCUUUGACGAAAGCAUAUCUGAUCUAUACCCUGUAGAGAUCGACUCUCCAUACCUGAUAACGUUGGCCUACCUCGAUAAACUGCACCGUGAGAAGAGCCAGUCAGAUUUCAUUUUAAGAGUAUUUGCAUUUCCCGCUCUUUUGGAUAAGACAUUUUUAGCUCUUCUCAUGACCGGUGAUAUGGCGGCCAUGCGUAUCAUGCGAUGUUACUACCAGCUACUUCGGGGCUUCGCUACUGAAGUAAAGGACAAGGUAUGGUUUUUGGACGGAGUUACUAAAGUUUUACCCCAAGACGUUGACGACUAUACUGGGGGAGGUAUGCAUAUGAUGUUGGAUUUUCUCGGAGGUGGCCUACCAUCCAUGACUACGACGAAUCUUCAGCCUGGUCUAACAGACUUCAUGUAG
Lachancea dasiensis is the source of this 2277-nucleotide messenger RNA. The record is from the annotation of a GenBank genome assembly. Lineage: Eukaryota; Fungi; Ascomycota; Saccharomycetes; Saccharomycetales; Saccharomycetaceae.